This is a messenger RNA of Medicago truncatula (barrel medic), 1970 nucleotides long. RefSeq names its product putative RING-type E3 ubiquitin transferase C3H69. Gene Ontology annotation, molecular function: ubiquitin protein ligase activity; metal ion binding. The coding region runs from base 180 to 1625 and encodes 481 amino acids. The record is from RefSeq and is a predicted model, not a curated record. Gene Ontology annotation, biological process: protein polyubiquitination. Lineage: Eukaryota; Viridiplantae; Streptophyta; Magnoliopsida; Fabales; Fabaceae. The transcript is spliced from 5 exons.
ACAACAAUCAAUCACCAACAAAACACCCUCUUUUACCGUACCCUGUUUUCAAAUGAGGUCACAUAGUACUUAAGGUUAUACAAAUCAAUUAAAUUAAAAUCAUUAUAAAUAUAAAUUACCUUCAACUUUUCUUCUUCUUCUUCUCUCAUUUUUUUACAUUCCAUUCCUAAAAUCUCACCAUGUCCAACAGGGUUUGCAAGUUUUAUGCGCGAGGCGUAUGUUUGAAAGGCGACCAAUGUGAUUUUUCUCAUCAGAGAAAGGAUACUGCAUCUGAUAUUUGCUCUUAUUAUCAGAAAGGGUCUUGUGCUUAUGGUAGUCGGUGCAGAUAUAAGCACGUCCGAGCUUCUCAAGCAUCAUCUUCAGCAUCUAUGGUUUCAGAUUCUGCUGUGCCUGUGGCUCGUAGUGCUAAAGUUGCAUCAAAUUGGGUUCCGAAGGUUACAAAGGUACCUUCACCUGACAAGCGUGGCGUAAAGGGUUUACAACGCAAGCAUCAGGACUCUACCGAUGUUGGUGAAUCCAGUACUGGUAGUGCUAGACCACAUGAAAAUUUGUUUUGUAAAUUUGCUGCUGCCAACUGCCCCGGUGGAUGUUCUCGUAUUCACGGAAAUCAAUGCUUGUACUGUAGAAAAUAUUGCCUGCAUCCUACUGAUAAAAAGGAAAAAGAAAAUCAUUUGAGGACUUGUGACAAAAAGGAAAAGUACCUUCUGGCUUUGAAAAACAGUGAAGAGAUAGAAUGCAAUGUUUGUCUUGAGCGUGUCCUUUCGAAACCCAAGCCAUCAGAAUGUAAGUUUGGGUUGCUUCCAGAAUGUGAUCACGCUUUCUGUUUGUCAUGUAUCCGCAAUUGGCGUAGUAGUGCCCCAACCUCUGCAAUGGAAAUCGGUAGCAACACCAAUACAGUGAGAACCUGCCCUGUUUGCCGCAAACUAUCAUAUUUUGUCAUUCCAAGUGGUAUUUGGUUUACUACAAAGGAAGAAAAACAGGAGAUUAUUGAUAACUACAAGGCAAACUGCAGAUUGAUUGAUUGCAAACAUUUUGAUUCUGGAAAUGGAAAUUGUCCAUUUGGGGCUAGCUGUUUCUACAAGCAUACAGUGAAGCCUGGCUCAUACACAUGGAGACACCGCAGACCACCACCUCAACGCAGACAAAACCAUUUCGAUAUGCAUGACAUGUUGGAUGUGCUCGGUGAGGUUGAUCUAUCAAGCGGAGAAUUUUAUUCCAUCAUGAGGGACUCAGAUUUUUUUGAGGGAAUGGAUCCAUUUGAGAUGAUGGCAUUAUCAGAUUCGCUGGCUGGCGGUUCAGGUCCUUGUUUGGGUCCUUUCGAUUCCGACGAUGAUGAUGAUGAUGGGUUUCGUGUUUCUCGGAUGGCUGCUAUGCAAGAGGCCAUGGCUAUUGGGAUGGAUGCUUUUGGCCCUGAUGAUGAUGAGGAAGAGUUUAAUGUUUUUCGAAUGGCUGCUAUGCAAGAGGCCAUGGUUUCUGGGAUAGAUGAUUUUGGCCCUGAUGAUUUUCCUGGAAUUGAUCCUAUGGAUGCAGCUUUGAUAUCAAUGAUGAUGCAUUCUCAUAUGGACGACGAAGAAGAUGAUGAAGAUUACGAGGAUGAAGAAGAAUAUACUGAUGAUGAAUAUUAGAUUUACUUGGUUCAUAUGAUGCCCUAGAUUUAAACAGUUUUUGAAGAAGUUUCCUUUAACUAAGUUGUGUCACCUCUCUUUUCUUAUGAAAAUCAUUUGGCAGGAAGUUUAAGAUUAUCAUUCUAGUUUGUGAUGUCUAUAGAUCAUAUGCCAUUUUGAAGGUCAUGUUGCCAUUUUAAGGAGUUUUGGCUUAAGGGUUUUGUUUUGGAUUUUGUGGCUCAUGUAGUUAUUUUGCAACAGUGAAUCCCAUAAUACCCUAUGAAAAAGAUUGGUUGGUUUUGAUCCUAGUUAAAGUUUAGUAGCAUCUUUACUUCUCAUAAUUGAAUUCAAAACUUUGUUGAUGAA